Molecule: messenger RNA, 167 nt
Organism: Funneliformis mosseae
Lineage: Eukaryota; Fungi; Glomeromycota; Glomeromycetes; Glomerales; Glomeraceae
Source: the annotation of a GenBank genome assembly
AGAUCGAUUCAUUAAAAGAAAAGGUUAAUAGGCUUAGAAAUGAAAAUACUAGGUUUAAAAAUGCAAUUAGCUAUCAGGAAAAUGGAAAACAAAAUAAGAUAGUAAGCUCUAGCGAAAUGCCUUAUUCUAAUAUCAAACGAUUCAUAAUAGAUUAUGUUUUAUUAUAG